AAAAUAUUUACAUAAAAUACUCACCACAAGUCGACAACUCAUACUUUACUGAUUGAGACAGAGAAACGAUGGCAGACGAUGGCACGAGAAGGGCCACACAUGCUGGCUCAUGGUACAGCAAAGACGCGCGCGAGUUGAACUCGCAGCUGAGUGCGUGGCUGGAUGCCGUGGCGGAACAUCACACUCCUGCGCGAAUCAUCAUUGCCCCUCAUGCAGGUUACACGUACUGUGGAGAUACCGCCGCAUACGCUUACGCACAGAUCGAUCCCAGCACAACCAAGCGCGUGUUUAUCCUGGGGCCAUCGCAUCGUGCGUACUUUGACUGCUGCGCCCUGCCUGUGUUUGAGGAAUACGCCACUCCUUUGGGCAACAUAACUCUGGACACCGAAGUGCUGCAGGAGUUGAGGGCGUCAGGCGACUUCAAAGUGAUGUCCCAAAAAGUAGACGAGGUGGAGCACAGCAUUGAGAUGCAACUGCCGUAUCUGCAGAAGAUAAUGAAAGGCCAACAAUACACAGUGAUACCUGUGCUGGUGGGGCAAAUAGACCCAACGCAAGCAUCCCACUAUGGCCAACUGCUGGCAACGUAUCUGACAGACCCCGCGACAGUAUGCAUUGUCUCGACUGAUUUCUGCCAUUGGGGCGCACACUUUGACCACCGCCCGGUGGAUAAAAAGUACGCGGAAAUACACCUGAGCAUCGAGGCCACAGACAGAUUGGGAAUGACACUGAUAGAGCACAAGGACACCCAAGGAUUCGAAGACUACCUGCACCGAACAGGCAAUACUAUCUGUGGCCGCUAUCCGCUGCAAGUCAUGCUGCAUGCUGUGUCGGCGCUAGAGAGAAGCUCAGACCCUGUGGAGGUGCGGGUGAAGUUCCUUGCGUACUCGCAGUCAAGCAAAGUUGAGACGAGGAGUGACUCAUCCGUGAGCUAUGCAGCUGGGUCGGCUACUUGGAAGACCUCCACAUCAUUAGCCAAUCACUGUGCACAUCAUUAGCCAAUCACUGUGC
Sphaeroforma arctica JP610 is the source of this 1008-nucleotide messenger RNA. RefSeq lists its product as hypothetical. Bases 69 to 995 code for a protein of 308 amino acids. The transcript is spliced from 7 exons. The record is from RefSeq and is a predicted model, not a curated record. NCBI's taxonomy places the organism in Eukaryota, Ichthyosporea, Ichthyophonida.